This is a messenger RNA of Chelonia mydas (Green sea turtle), 1143 nucleotides long. RefSeq names its product abhydrolase domain containing 14B (gene ABHD14B). Gene Ontology annotation, cellular component: cytoplasm. The record is from RefSeq and is a predicted model, not a curated record. Lineage: Eukaryota; Metazoa; Chordata; Testudines; Cheloniidae. The transcript has 4 exons. Bases 195 to 827 code for a protein of 210 amino acids.
CUGCGAGCCACUAGGGGUCACUGCGCCCAUGGGCCAGCGCUCGCAGCCUGUUGCCAGGCCCGUCUCGGCCCCUGGUUGGCGUCACGGCUCGCGCCCUGGCUUCCUGUCCGACCUUCGACCCCGGGAAGCGCGGGUCUUCGCGAGCCGCCCCUCCCCGCUCGGCAGGACUGCUUGAAAGCACGAACAGGGAGGCCAUGGCCACCCCGCAGGUGACGGUGGGCACCAUCACGGUGGAUGGGCAAACUCUGUUCUACCGGCAGGCCAAUCCGGCCCAGCAGGCCCCCAAGCUGUCUGUCCUGCUGCUCCACGGCAUUCGCUUUUCAUCCGAGACCUGGCUCAACCUGCAGACGCUGUCUAAGCUGGCGGAUGCUGGCUACCGCGCUGUGGCCAUCGAUCUGCCAGGGCUUGGCCAUUCCAAGGAGGCGACAGCUCCGGCUCCUGUUGGGCAGCCUGCCCCUGGGGGUUUCCUGAAGGCUGUCUGUGAGGCCCUGCAGCUGGGCCAGGUGGUUGUGAUCAGCCCAUCCCUCAGCGGGAUGUAUUCGCUCCCAUUCCUCUUCCAGCACAGCCAGCUGGUCCAGGCCUACGUGCCGGUGGCGCCCAUCUGCACCGAGAAGUUCCCCGCCACGCAGUACGCCAGCGUAAAGACCCCCACGCUGAUUGUGUAUGGGGACCAGGACACCCAGCUCGGGGAAAUAAGCCUGAACAACCUCAAGAACCUCCCCAAUCACAAGGUGCUCCUGCUGAAAGGAGCAGGACAUGCCUGUUACCUGGACAAGCCGGAGGAGUGGCACCUGGGCCUGCUGGACUUCCUGAAGAGCCUGGAGUGACGAGUGGCCUCUUUUCUCCCCCAGACCUCCAGUGCGCGAUCCGUCAGGCAUACGGCUGGCUCUUUGGUGCACACCUCCUGUGGAGGAUCUGGGGCCCACAGCUUCUCUCUCCCACUAGAGCGGGUACUUAAUUGAUGGCUCCUUCCCGAUCUCAGACAAUCGCAGCACACUGGGGGGUUAGCAAAUGGCGGCCACGAAGCCAGAGGUGCCCUUCUGGCAGUCAGAUGCUUGCUCCUUUUCCUUCUUUCUAAAAUGAUUAGAAUUGAAAGGUUUAUCGAAGCUGACUGGCCACUAGCAUGGGGUGAGACUGGGGGUA